This is a messenger RNA of Triplophysa rosa, 2093 nucleotides long. RefSeq names its product oocyte zinc finger protein XlCOF6-like. The coding region runs from base 924 to 1745 and encodes 273 amino acids. Gene Ontology annotation, cellular component: nucleus. Lineage: Eukaryota; Metazoa; Chordata; Actinopteri; Cypriniformes; Nemacheilidae. The transcript has 4 exons. The record is from RefSeq and is a predicted model, not a curated record.
GCUUCAGUCUCGAGAGGACGCGCUUCUGUGUGCGCGUGCAGAAAGUUCGUCAGAGUUGUGAUUUUUCAUACACAAUUACAGAAGUUAUUGGUGGCGGAAAGACCACAUUUAGAAGACCGGAUGUAAUGAUAUGCAUACCAUGCCUAGGGAAAAAAACAUAUCUCUCAACGCGGACCCUACGUGGACCACAAUGCUGCGAAUGGUCUGUUUGAACCCCUCCCUCAGAUAUGAUGGAAGUGAAUGAUGCAGAUGGGAAACAUCAGAAUGUGAAAAAAACAAGUCCGUAUGUUUCAAGAGAAGGAACUCUGAGAGCAGGAGAUAAAAAGCGUGGAAAGAGAUCCUCAGAAGUUGGACAGAUGAGAACUCACAGAGGAGAAAAAACAUUUGCAUGUCAUCAGUGUCAAAAGAGUUUUCCAGGUGAAGCACAACUUGAGAGACACAUAAAAAAUCACACUGCUGAGAAACCCUUCACAUGUCAAGAGUGUGGGAGGGGUUUCACAAGUAAAAGUGCCCUUCAGAUACACAUGAGAACUCACACUGGAGAAAAACCAUUCACGUGCCAUCACUGUGAAAAGGGUUUUACAAAUAUGAGUAACCUCAAGAAACACAUGAGAAUUCACACGGGAGAGAAACCAUUCCCGUGCCAACAGUGUGGAAAGAGUUUUUCAGGCACUGGUGACCUUAAGCUACACAUGAGAGUUCACACUGGAGAGAAACCAUUUGCAUGUCAUCAGUGAGAAAAGAGUUUUAGAUCUCGCGGUCACCUUAAGAGACACAUGAGAGUUCACACUGGAGAGAAACCCUAAGCAUGUGAUAAGUGUGGAAAGAGUUUUUCAAAUGCGGAAAACCUUAAGACGCACUUGAGAACUCACACCGGAGAGAAACCAUUUGCAUGUCUUCAGUGUGGACAGAGUUUUUCAUUCAUGGGUAACCUGAAGAGGCACAUGAGAUCUCACACUGGAGAGAAACCCUUCACAUGCCUUCUGUGUGGAAAGAGUUUCAGAUGUGCAAGUCAAUUUAAGACUCACAUGAGAAUUCACACCGGAGAGAAACCGUUCAUGUGUGAUCAGUGUGAAAAAAGUUUCACAAGUAGAAAUAUCCUAAGGAACCACAUGAGUAUCCACGCUAGAGAAAAAACAUUUUCAUGUCAUCAGUGUGAGAAGAAGUUUAGAUAUAAAAGUACACUCAAGAUACACAUGAGGAUUCACACUGGAGAGAAACUAUACACGUGUGAUCAGUGUGGAAAGAGUUUCACAGUUGCAUCACAACUCAAGGCACACAUGCCAGUUCACACUGGAGAGAAACCCUUCAUGUGUCAUCAGUGUGAAAAGAGUUUCUCAAAUAUCACUGGCCUUAAAAAUCAUUUGGGAACUCACAGUGAAGAGAAGCCGUUUGCAUGUCAUCUGUGUGGAAAGAGCUUUAGAACUGGCAGUCAACUUCAAGAACACAUGAGAGUUCACACUGGAGAGAAACCGUUCCCGUGUCAGCAGUGUGAAAAGUGUUUUUCAAGUACCAGUGGCCUUAAGAAACACAUGAGAAGUCACACUGGAGAGAAACCCUUCAUGUGUCAUCACUGUGAGAAGUGUUUCUCAAGUACCAGUGGCCUUAAGAAGCAUUUGAAAACUCACACUGGAGAGAAACCCUACUCAUGUGAUCAGUGUGGAAAGAGUUUCACGGAUAAAGGUUACCUUCGGGUACACAAGAGAAGUCACACUGGAGAGAAACCCAUCACGUGUGGUCAGUAGGGUGACCACCACCCAACACACCAGAUAUGGUCACAAAGGGCGGUGGAGUGCAGAUGGAGAGAGCGUUAAAUGGUUUGAUGUAAAUGUUGACCUGCAAACAAAUGGACGCCUGUGAAAGUCAAAGACGCACGUUCUCACUUCACUGAAACUGCAGAAGAUUGAAGAGAUAAUUCACAGCAGAGAUUUUGAGUUUGUCUAACCCAAUUUAGUGAUAAAAUAAAGUUUUUCUAGAAUAUCUCAGUGAAUUUAUUUUGAGUUAUUGAAUUAUUUAUUCUGAAACAUUUCUUUCAGUUAUUGAACAAAAGUAAAAUGUAGAGAACAGUUUUUAUGAAAAUGUUAUUAAUAAAA